CAUGUAGAUGAGCAAGUCACCUUGGUGCCCACUCCUUCCUUGGACUCUAGUUAUAUAUUACCACCAAGCUUUUCUCAAAGCUUCUUGCAGAUGGUGAGGCCAAGCCCAGUUCCAGUCUUGUUCCUGUUGUGGUUAGAACUAGUCUUACCAAACAAUUUGAACAGAGAGGGUAGGUCUUUGCAUUAAUUAAUGACAUAACUUAGCUCGCCAUAUCAGCGAUUCUAAGCUUCUCAGUAUUUCUACCUCCUCAUAAUACCAUCUCUUUGUCUAAUAGUUCAAAGCUCUCAGAACUCUCUUAAUGAAUGAAUCCUUAUUCCGCUCUGGGUCCCUAUGGCGGCAUCCCCUGGACUUGGCAGGAGCCACUCCCGGCCCUGAAUCUGAGCCAAAGGAUCUUUUAGUUCGAAGGGUGGCUAAGAAGCAGCUAGCAGUCAGAUUUGGAGGAGGCAGAAGUUGGAAGGUCCUGGAUGAGGUGUUUCAGUGGGUUUAAGAGAGGGGGUUGGGUUUUAGGGUGGUUUGGACGAUAUAGUGGGUUUGGAGUUUUGGCUAGAAAGUAUAUGGAAGUCAAAAUUUGUAAUAUUUGUGCAUAAUUCGAUGAAUAUAUUGCC
Messenger RNA from Moneuplotes crassus, 605 nucleotides. The record is from the annotation of a GenBank genome assembly. Lineage: Eukaryota; Ciliophora; Spirotrichea; Euplotida; Euplotidae.